AUGGGAAACCAAACCGCGACAACAUCAUUUGUGUUCCUGGGCUUCUCCAGCUUCCCAGAGCCCCAAGCCCUGUUCUUCCUCCUGUUUCUGACCAUGUAUAUCACCACCUUGCUGGGCAAUGCUCUUAUCCUGGUGACCGCAGGGCUAGAUUCUGGCCUUCGUACGCCCAUGUACUAUUUCAUCCAGCACCUGUCGUUCCUGGACAUUUGCUAUUCCUCCGUCACUCUGCCCCACAUGCUCAAGAAUCUGUUGACGGAGACAAAGACCAUCUCUAUCCUGGGCUGCCUGGCUCAGCUUUACUUCUUGGUGACUUUCGUAGGGGUUGAGUGCCUCCUCCUGGCCGUGAUGGCGUAUGACCGAUACGUCGCCAUCUGCCACCCACUUACGUACACCAUCUUCAUGAACAGGAAGCUGUGUACCCGGCUGGUGGCGGCCUCCUGGGCCUGCGGCUUCCUCAAUUCAGUCCUGCACACGGCCAUGACCGCUCUCCUGCCCUUCUGUGCCUCUCACAACCUGGACCAUUUGUUCUGCGACGUCCCCCAGCUACUCAAGCUGUCUUGCGCGGACACAUUCCCCAACCAAAUCACCUUGCUGGCAGUCACCCUGCUGCUCGGCGUCAGUCCUUUCCUUUGCAUCGUGGUUUCCUACGUCCACAUCGUGGCGGCCAUCUUGAGAAUCCGUACCAACCGAGGCCGCCGCAAGGCGUUCUCCACCUGCACUUCGCACCUCACGGUGGUCACUUUAUUCUAUGUCACCUGCAUGUUCAAUUAUAACAGGCCCAGUGCCAGCCGUUCUGUAUAUUUUGACACCUUGGCAACUGUGCUCUACAAUGUUGUGACGCCAAUGCUCAACCCUAUCAUAUAUUGCCUGAGGAACAAAGAAGUGAAGGACGCCAUGAGGCGUUUACUGCACCCCAAGACACCGUCCUCUUUCUAG
Podarcis muralis (Common wall lizard) is the source of this 936-nucleotide messenger RNA. NCBI's taxonomy places the organism in Eukaryota, Metazoa, Chordata, Lepidosauria, Squamata, Lacertidae. The record is from RefSeq and is a predicted model, not a curated record.